This is a messenger RNA of Spirometra erinaceieuropaei, 654 nucleotides long. NCBI's taxonomy places the organism in Eukaryota, Metazoa, Platyhelminthes, Cestoda, Diphyllobothriidea, Diphyllobothriidae. The record is from the annotation of a GenBank genome assembly.
AUGAAGAAACGGGCCGACCUGCAAAAGAAAUUACAAUCUCUUUUGUGCACGGCCAGCGAAAACCGAAUGUCUACGAAGGUUGUUAAUCUUUCGAAAAGGGACCUAUCUUCCACUGAAAUCAGCCUCCUGUCUAAGGGGAUAAGAUUCAGUCACACCGAUGCUGCACCUACGGACUUCCUAGCCAACCUUGAAUCCCUCCUUCUGACCUCCGACGUCCCAGAUGACAUGUGUGCGGACGUUCGCAGUUGCGCCACUGGUCUCCUCCGACAAAGGAAACAUCAUCAAACCCUACCGACCGAAGAGAAAAAGGCGUUGCAAUCGCUAAAGACAGAUGACAAAGUAGUUAUUAUGUCUGCUGACAAAGGAGGAGCAACCGUUAUCAUGGAUAAAGUUGACUACGUCAAAAAGGCAAACCAAAUUUUCGAUGACAGGGAAGCCUAUGCACCACCCGCUGCAGACCCAACGAAAAAGCAAGCCGCGACUAUCAAGAAGAAAGUGAAUGAGCUUGCCCGAUUGAAGCUCAUAAGCCUCGAUGACAGCAGAUCUGUGACCCUCAAUGACCCCCGUAUAGCACGUGCGUACGGCCUUCCGAAAAUGCACAAGAUAGAUGCGCCGCUGAGGAUCAUUGUACCACUUAUUGGAUCCCCUACUUAA